This is a messenger RNA of Prorocentrum cordatum, 617 nucleotides long. Lineage: Eukaryota; Dinophyceae; Prorocentrales; Prorocentraceae. The record is from the annotation of a GenBank genome assembly.
GGCGCGCGCCGUGAAGGCGGCGCUGAGCAGACAGGAUUGUUUUUCUGCGUGGACACGCGGAUGUUCGGUCGGCCCGACAUCUUCGAGGGGAUCGAGGCAAAGUGGGCUGUCUGGAGUACGGUCAUGAGGGCAUGCGCGGGCUUGUUCAGCAGUGCGCUGGCUGGGUUGACACCGACGGCGGGGUCGCCGGGCGAAGCCGCGACGAAAGGCGGGCUCGGCGGAGAGGCUGCCGAAGCGAACGCAUCCCUCUACUAUUUGCGGGCGAUGCUGACGCGGAGCGAGCCGCUCAACAUUGCGGUGAACAGCGGAGAGGUACGACAGUGUUGCAGCGACCAGGUCGCGCCCCUCUCAAGAUGCUGCAAGGACUUGGCGAAGGCAAAGGCAAGACCGGCAAGGGCGAGAGCGGCUGGCUGCAACUGUGGUGGCAAAGGACACGCGAAGGCGCAGUGCCCGACCAAGAAGAUCAACGCGCUCGACGAGGACGGCGUUUGGCAGGACGACUGGGGCCAGGACGAAGGAGAGCGCGACCGCGCCAUGCCCGAGCAGGAGAAGACGUUGGAGGGCUCCUGCAUCUGCGGGCUGAGCCACGGUACCGACAUUUGCGAGACGAAGAGCAG